This is a messenger RNA of Rhinichthys klamathensis goyatoka, 4426 nucleotides long. RefSeq lists its product as uncharacterized. The record is from RefSeq and is a predicted model, not a curated record. The transcript has 3 exons. Bases 48 to 4364 code for a protein of 1438 amino acids. NCBI's taxonomy places the organism in Eukaryota, Metazoa, Chordata, Actinopteri, Cypriniformes, Leuciscidae.
UAGUUUGUAUUUAUUUAUUUACAGGCCAGUUGCUGAAAGCUGCUGAGAUGAAGGAAGACACUAGCAUUCUUGUGCAUAUUCGAGACAAAGACUGUGUGUCUCUGGAGGUGCGAUACCACAAGUCCUGUUAUAGACAGUACACCAGGUUCUUGACAAAGUCUAGUGCAUCAGUUACUGGGACCUCAGAAGAACAAAAUGAACCAACCUUCGAUGCCAGCUACAAGAUCUUCUGUGAGAGAAUCAUCCGCCAUAGAAUAAUUGUAAACCAAGAGGUGUUGACAAUGACUCAGCUAAGAAGGAUCUUUUUAAAUCUGGUGAAAAAACAUGAAGAUCUUGAUGCUUCAAACUACAGGCAGGAUAAAUUGAAGAGGAGGUUGGCCCGUGAUUUCCCUCAGCUGGUGUUUCACUCCCCCAAGAAGCGCAACAUAAGUGAGAUGGUUUUCGUCGAGACAUUGUCUGCAGAUAAGCUGAUAGACAGGCUACCUCAUCCAUCAGGUACAGAAACAACAGAGUCAACUGAGGUAACUAGCCAAAGUGACUGUGAAAACAGGGUUAGUGCAAAAGCUGGACCACAAAGACCAACUUCAAUGGCCUCCAUCAAUACUGCAGAGGACACAAGGACACUUUACAGUGCGGCAUUAAUAUUAAAGAUGCUUCUGUGUGACUCUCCCGGUAUGAAAUGCCCGUGGCCACCCACAUCAGAUGACUUAAAUGUGAGCGAGGCAAAAUCUGUCGUGCCAAUUGAACUUUACAAUCUGAUUUCCUGGAUUAUUGGUGCAACUGAGGAACCAACACUGGCCCAUUAUGUUGAUAUUCCAGAUGAUUUGAACCUAAAAGUGAUAUCUAUCUGUCAAGACAUUGUGUAUCUUGCAUCUAAGGGCCGGAGGCAGACCCCUAAAUCAUUGUGUCUUGGUCUAACGGUGCGCCAUUUAACAGGUUCAUCACACAUUGUGUCACUUCUAAAUAGACUAGGACAUUGUGCAUCAUGGGACACAGUUGUCAGUCUAGACACUAGCCUUGCCCAACUUACACUAGUAGAGGGCAGAGAUAAAAUACCAAAGGGAUUCUCAAAGAAGGUUCCUACCGUACUUGUGUGGGACAAUAUUGACUUUGGGGAGGAGACACUGUCAGGUCGUGGAACUACCCACCACACAAAUGGGAUUAUGCUGCAAAGUUCUGUAGUUGAACCUGUGUCAACAACAAACAGACAACCUCUACAGAAGGGAGUUUCCUCAUUUAAAGCACCCCCUAGCAUCCCUGUAGAACCAUACCAUCAGUCUAAAAGACAAGGACCACAGAACUUGUUUCAUCAUGAAAGUGUUCCAUUACAGGCGGACACAUACAAAUUGAACACGGUGUCUGCUGUACAAGCUGAACUGGCAUAUGUUUUUGUAAAGUCCAUAGAUGCUGAAAAAUGCACAAUACCAAGCUGGACAGGUUUCCAUACAUUGCUUCAAGGUGAUGGCACUCUGCAAAAGUCAGCACUUUAUUAUCUUCCAGUCAUUGAGGCUUCACCGACAGAGAUGUCAACAGUGAACACAAUUCUGAAGCGAAGUGUCCAAAUUGCUAAUCAGCUAGAACUGGACCAUAUAGUGUUAGUUUUUGACCAAGCUAUAUAUGCCAAAGCUCAGCAAAUCCGCUGGAAAGAUGAUGACUUUACUCAGCGUAUUGUGAUUAGACUAGGUGAAUUUCACACAUGCAUGUCCUACCUGAGCAUUCUAGGAAAAAGGUUUGGAGAUGCAGGACUGCAAGACAUACUCAUUGAGUCCGAAGUUGUUGCCCCAGGAUCCAUCAAUGGAGUGAUCAGUGGUCAUCAUUACAACCGCAGCAUAAGGGCACACAAACUUCUGUAUGAGAGUCUGCAACGCAUCAGACUUCUCACCUUCUUAGAUUCUCUGCCACCAGAGGAGAGAUAUGAGUGUCUGGAUGUCAUCAAUGAGAUCAAAUGUGCAUUCCCGGACAGAACAAUGGAUGUUUUGUGUGCAAAUGAGAAAUUUGACAAAAUGUGUUCGAAAUAUGAAGACUUUGUUAAAAGAAGUAGUGCAGAAAACCCAACGUUUGCCUUCUGGAGUUCAUACAUCGACAUGGUACAGAUACUCCUUCUAUUUGUGAGAGCAACACGAGAAUCGGACUGGCAGCUUCACCUGUCAACAGUGCGCUUGAUGAUGCCAUGGUUUUUUGCGUACGAUCGUGUAAAUUAUGCUAGGUAUUUACCUUCAUACUGGCUGGAAAUGGUCAAUUUGCCUCUCACACAUCCUUCUUGCCACAGUGAGCUCAGUGUUAAAGGCCAGUCGACUGUCCAACGUCAAAGUGUCCAUGGAUUUGCCUCGAUUGCUUGUGACCAGGCCAUUGAGCAAACAUGCAACAGAGAUUCGAAGACAAAGGGUGGUUGGAUAGGGUUAACACAGAAUCGUGCUGCAGUAUAUCGCUGGAUAUUGUCGCAACAUGAAAGGGCUGCCAUAGCAAGACAAUGUGAGGCAAUGGCAGGUAAAUCUCCCGAUAUAAGGAAACGAAAAGACCUUGACAGCACACGAAUUCUUGCUGAUGAAAAGGCUGUGACCAGAAUAAUUUCCACCCUAGAUUCCAUGCUGAAUCCUUUUGACACGCACCAAGAUGGCAUUGUAUGUCUUAGCUCUGGGACAGUAGCAGCUGAAGAAAUCAUGAGGGAUUUGCUUGCAGCUCCGGAAAAGGGGGAAAAGGCUGUCAAAGAGUUUAUGGACCAAAGACUGUUUUCACCAUCAGUUGACAUAUUUGCUCCCAUCAAAACACAAAAACUGAAGACCUUUAGUGACCAAGCCAAGACAAAGAAGAAAUCUGCAGCAGGCAAGGAAGUGAUUCUGCGUGCCGACAAGAAACUAUUCUCCAGAUUACUUGUCAUAGGUCAAAGUAGAAAAAUAGACCUGCGGGAAAUUCUGUCUUACUCCUUGGGAACUGUGUCAUAUCCUUUAGCCAGUGCUGAUGGUUCACUUGCUAAAACAAACAAAUCAGCUCUUAUGGAUUUAUUGGAAACCAAAGGUGGAGACUGUUUAGUUGACGAAGUUCCGACAGAUGGAGCUAUUCUCUUCGAUGGCAUGGCAGUCAUUCAAGCCAUUCGGUCCAUACCAAGUACCUUUGGAGAGCUUGCAGACACCAUACUGCAGUACAUAGUCAAGCUUGCUCUGAAACACAACUGUACACGGAUAGACUUUGUGAUUGACCAGUAUCCGAAAAUGAGUAUUAAAAACCUAGAACGGUCACGUAGAGCUGGUGGUGGUACACAACUGGUGAAAAUUUAUGGACGGGAUCAGAAGACACCAACACAAUGGAAAAAGUUUCUAUCAGAUGGAACAAACAAAGAAGCACUGGCAGAAUUCCUCUAUGUUGUGUGGCGAGAGGCUGAUCUUACCACUGUGGGCAAGGACUUAAGCUUGUACAUAGCACAUGGAGACCUGUGUCACUGCGUGACUGUAAUGGAGGGUUUACAAACUCUCAGUGCUGUUGACGAUCUGACAUGUGAUCAUGAGGAAUGUGACACCAGGGUGUUUUUACAUGCACAACAUGCAGCACAGGAACAUCAAACUGUAGUCAUCAAGAGCCCUGAUACUGAUGUCGCAGUGAUUGCUUUAAGUCUGCAGCCAGAUUUACCAUGUAGGUUGUAUUUUUUCACGGGGGUUGGCAACAAAACAAGGCUCAUUGACUUAGCUAAGGUGUCGUCAGCUCUUGGCACAAGUGUCUGUUUGGCACUUAUUGGGAUCCAUACCUUCUCAGGUUGUGACUCUACAAGUGCCUUUUAUGGCAAAGGCAAAAGAAAGGCAUUUUCUGUUGCUUGUGAGAAAGAGGAAUAUCUGACUGCAUUUACAAAUCUGGGUAGCAGUUUUAACCUAGACCAGUCUACCUUUGAGCUACUUUGCACAUAUGUGUGCCACCUGUAUGGCCAGUCAUCUGCCGAAAAUGUGAACGAUGCAAGGUACAAAGCAUUCUGCAUGGCGUCGUCAGCUUUGCCAGAACUAUCCAUGCCCCCAACAAGUGACGCACUGUACCAACACUGCAAAAGGGCAAACUACCAAGCAGCCAUAAUGAGACAUUCUCUGAAAGGUAUAAUGUGUGCCCCUUCACCCGUUGGCAAUGGAUGGCACCUCGAGGAUGGUGAGUUAACAGUGACCUGGAUGACUAGAAAUCCUGCCCCUGAAAGUGUGUUGCAGGCGGUCCACUGCAGUUGCAAGCAUAGCAAAUGUGAGACUGGAAGAUGUUCCUGUAUGUCUGCAAGACUGUCUUGUACUGAUUUAUGUCGGUGCCAAAAUUGUGCAAAUGUUUCACAGGAAAAAGAAGAAAGACCGACAUGGGAUGACGCCUCUGAUAGUGAUAGGGAUGAUACCGAUGAGUAAAUAUCCGCUGUGUUAUAAUUUAAGGUGAUUUUGAGCUGUAAAAAAUCUGUUGUAGAAUUGUA